AUGAACCCCGGAGAGUUUCAUAAAACCUACAGCCUAGGAAUUCACCAGUACAAGGUUAAAAAUGAACCCACGAUCCGGCCAUUGACUGGCAUGUGGACAAUUAAACCAAUUGGACGCCUGGGUAAUUUAAUGGGGCAGUAUGCAACACUCUUCGCCCUGGCAAAGCUGAAUGGACGCCAAGCCUAUAUCCAGCAUGCAAUGCACAGACAGCUUUCCAAUAUCUUUAAACUGACUUUGCCUGUGAUUGAUGAGCAAGUGGUUGAACAUACUGCUUGGAAAAACCUACCUCUGCAUGAUUGGAUGUCUCCAGAGUAUAGAGACCUCAAAGAAGACUAUGCUAUGAUUACUGGUUACCCAUGUUCCUGGACAUUCUAUAACCAUGUGAAGUCUGAAAUUCUUCACGAGUUCACGUUUCAUGAUUAUAUUAAACAGGAGGCAAGUGACUAUCUAUCUAGGUUGCAGGAAGGUCGCAGAGACGUCACGUUUGUUGGCGUUCAUGUACGCAGAGGAGACUAUCUGACCAUUAUGCCCAAUGUAUGGAAAGGGGUGGUUGCUGACAGAGGGUACUUGCAAACAGCUAUGAGCUUUUUCAGAGACAAGUAUAAAAACCCUCUAUUUAUAGUAACUAGUAAUGGCAUGGAUUGGUGUAAGGAAAAUAUUAAUAAUUCUCUGGGUGAUGUUCAUUUUGUUGAGCAGGGCCAAGAAGAUUCCCCUGCCAAGGACUUUGCCCUCCUGGCACAUUGUAACCACACCAUUAUGACUAUAGGGACAUUUGGAUACUGGGCUGGAUAUUUGGUGGGUGGUGAAACUUUCUACCUUGCAAACUUCACUUUGCCGGAUUCUGAUUUUCUUAAAAUUUUCAAAUAUGAAACUGCUUACCUGCCCGAGUGGAUUGGGAUUCCAGCAGAUCUUUCUCCUCUGUUAAAUAAUAACACUGUGAUGGUUGGAAAUGUGGAAGAAACAUGA
Molecule: messenger RNA, 966 nt
Organism: Pseudophryne corroboree (corroboree frog)
Lineage: Eukaryota; Metazoa; Chordata; Amphibia; Anura; Myobatrachidae
Product: galactoside alpha-(1,2)-fucosyltransferase 2-like
Exons: 1
Coding region: 1-966 (321 amino acids)
Biological process (GO): carbohydrate metabolic process
Cellular component (GO): membrane
Molecular function (GO): galactoside 2-alpha-L-fucosyltransferase activity
Source: RefSeq, a predicted model, not a curated record